Molecule: messenger RNA, 579 nt
Organism: Passer domesticus (house sparrow)
Lineage: Eukaryota; Metazoa; Chordata; Aves; Passeriformes; Passeridae
Product: TOG array regulator of axonemal microtubules protein 2-like
Exons: 5
Coding region: 265-579 (104 amino acids)
Source: RefSeq, a predicted model, not a curated record
CACAGGCAGAAGGACAGAGCCUUUUCGGACCCACAGCAGGCCUUGCAGGAGGCACUGUCCUUGCUGGGCAGUGAUGACUGGGAACGGAAGAAGAAGGGACUCUUGAACAUCACACUGCUGGCUGAGUCCCAUUCAGAAGUCCUGCUCUGUCGGCUUCGUGAGAUUUGCUUGGCAGUUACCAGAGAGGUGACCAACCUCCGGUCCAACGUGUCCUGCUCUGCAGUUGUCACUCUGGGAGAGCUCUUUGCGAUCUUGGGGAAGGACAUGGACUCCGAGGUGGAUCAGAUUGCUGCAGUCCUUCUCCACAUGUUGCGGAACUCCCCAGAGUUUAUUCAGAAGGCAGCCUGUCAGAGCCUGGGCAUGAUGGUAGAGAACGUGACUCCUACACGAGCAAUGACUGCUCUCCUGGACAAUGGAGUCAAGAGCCGCUACGUCCCGGCACGGAAGUGUACGGCCGAACUCCUCCUGUCCUUGAUGGAGAAAAUGGGAGUCACGAAGCUGGCAGGCACACCCAGGGCUGAGAGGCUGGCACAGGUGGCAGGGACACUUGCUCAGGACAGUCACAAGGACAUGAGCUGA